This is a messenger RNA of Scheffersomyces amazonensis, 1299 nucleotides long. RefSeq lists its product as uncharacterized. Bases 136 to 1284 code for a protein of 382 amino acids. The record is from RefSeq and is a predicted model, not a curated record. Gene Ontology annotation, cellular component: nucleus. Gene Ontology annotation, biological process: rRNA processing. NCBI's taxonomy places the organism in Eukaryota, Fungi, Ascomycota, Pichiomycetes, Serinales, Debaryomycetaceae. The transcript has a single exon.
UUCACUUUUGUUUGUUUACGUUUUAAGCUAGUGUGCGCAGUAGCGAAAAAAAAAAAAGUUAGCGAAGAGAUGCUUCUUAGUUUGAGGUUAUAUAUGUUAACAUCAAUAGUUGCAGAACAGAAUUAAAUAGUUAUAAUGGCCUCCAAGAGAAAGAGAACAGAGAAGCAGAAGGAUUUCGUCAAGGCCAAGUUGAAAGUAGGAAAAACCGCCAAAAAACCAGAUAAUUAUACCGAUACAUCGUUCACAGCCAAGACCAUCUCAUUACCCAAUCAAUCUAUACAAUCAAGGGUUAGUAAUGCUGGAAGUAGUAGUACAAGUAGUGGUAGUGCUAGUCAAACAGAUAUUGAUUUAACUCAUCAAUUAUCUUUAACUAAACAUCAUUCUUCAUCUACCAGAAAGGAAGUACUUUUAUAUAUCCAAAACCAUUUACCAGCUAAUAAUCCAUCACUUUAUAAGCAAAUAGUAGCUUCAACAGUUCCAUUAAUAUUAGAUACAUCUAUGCAAGUAAGAACCCAAUUAAUUAGUUUAUUGACGGAAUGUGCCAAUAAGCAACCAGGAUUACUUGAUUUACAUAUCAGAUCCAUCAUUUUAUUUAUUCAUUCAGCCAUGACCCAUAUUCAACCAGAAAUACGAAAUUCAGCCAGUAAGUUCUUAGCCAUCUUAAUAGAACAUGCACCAUCAUCAUUAGUAAAAUCAUAUUUUAUAAAGACUCUUAGAAGUUAUUUUACAUUAAUGUCAUGGACAUUAACUACCGAUAAAAAAUCUGUAUCAUUAGCUAUUACUACAAGUUCAACUAUUGGUAAUUCAUCGGUUAAAAAGGCCAGAAGUCAUCAUGUAUCAAUAUUAAAAUCAUUUUUAAAUGCAUCCUUAUUUAUUGAAGAACAAAAAAAUAAUGAUAUAGAUGAAGAGAAUGUUAUACUCACACAUCCACAAUCCUUAAAAUAUCUAGUACCGACUACUAGUCAACCAUUUACUUCAUUAAAGUUAUUCACAGCAGAUAUGCCUCGUAGACAAAUUUCAAGUACAGAUAAAGAAUCUAUGAAUUCAGGAUCGAGUGAUGAUGGAAAAUUCCAUAUAGCUGAUCUUGAUACUUUAUCAACAGAAGAUAUAUCUACUAGACGUAAAAUAAUUAUAGAUAUCUUCUUGCACCCCCUCACUAAAAACUUAAAUAAUCUUAUAAAGGAAGGUGGAGAAGUAGGUAAAGAAGCUAAAGGAUGCCUCACUGUAUUAGAGAAGCUAACUGCAGAAAUUUCUAGUAAUAAGGAAAAUGAAACAACUAUAUAAUUACAUAUAUAGACA